This is a messenger RNA of Bubalus bubalis (water buffalo), 4061 nucleotides long. RefSeq names its product semaphorin 6B (gene SEMA6B). Gene Ontology annotation, molecular function: semaphorin receptor binding; chemorepellent activity. The coding region runs from base 430 to 3078 and encodes 882 amino acids. The record is from RefSeq and is a predicted model, not a curated record. The transcript has 17 exons. Lineage: Eukaryota; Metazoa; Chordata; Mammalia; Artiodactyla; Bovidae. Gene Ontology annotation, biological process: negative chemotaxis; positive regulation of cell migration; neural crest cell migration.
CCACACGCACAUGGGAUCCUGGAGUCGGCUGAGUCACAAAUCCUGGAAGCUCAGGGUCGGAGAGGAAACACUGCCGGCCCACGCAAGGCCUUCCUGUUUUUUGGCCCUGAAUCCUCGGAGGCAGACGCUCCAGGGCCAAAGUUCCCGGCUCAUGUUCACCUCCCCGUAUUCAGAAUCCCCACGCCCCCAGGGCCUGGGCAGGGCUGGGAGAUGUACCUGCUGCUCAGGCAGGGAAACUGAGGCUCAGAGCUAGCCCGGGACUUCACAGGAGGACAAGGCUUCGGAUGUCUUCCUGGGACCUCCGGACGGCGCCCCUUCUGAAAGGGGCCUGGAGGACUGGGUUCCAGAGGCAAUCGGGACUGCAGGCCACACGGCUCACCGCCCCGCCCCUCGCUCGCAGGUGUUACCUCCUGUCGCCCUGACCUCGCCAUGCGGACUCCGCGAGGGCCCCCUUCCUGUCCGGCCCUACUGCUCCUGCUGCUGCUCCUGGGAGGUGCCCACGGCCUCUUCCCCGAGGAGCCGCCGCCGCUCAGCGUGGCCCCGAGGGACUACCUGAAUCACUAUCCCGUGUUCGUGGGCAGUGGGCCAGGACGCCUGACCCCCUCAGAAGACGCUGAUGACCUCAACAUCCAGCGAGUUAUACGGGUCAAUAGAACGCUGUUCAUCGGGGGCAGGGACAACCUGUAUCGGGUGGAGCUGGAGCCCCCCACAUCAACGGAAAUGCGGUACCAGCGGAAGCUGACCUGGCGCUCCAACCCCAGCGACAUCAACGUGUGUCGGAUGAAGGGCAAGCAGGAGGGCGAGUGUCGAAAUUUUGUAAAGGUGCUUCUACUUCGGGACGAAUCCACUCUCUUCGUGUGUGGUUCCAAUGCCUUCAACCCCGUGUGUGCCAACUACAGCAUGGACACAUUGCAGCCCCUCGGGGACAACAUCAGCGGCAUGGCCCGCUGCCCAUACGACCCCAAACACGCCAACGUUGCCCUCUUCUCUGAAGGGAUGCUCUUCACAGCCACCGUUACCGACUUCCUCGCCAUCGAUGCCGUCAUCUACCGCAGUCUCGGGGACCGGCCCACUCUGCGCACGGUGAAACACGACUCCAAGUGGUUCAAAGAGCCAUACUUUGUCCACGCGGUGGAGUGGGGCAGCCACAUCUAUUUCUUCUUCCGGGAGAUCGCAAUGGAGUUUAACUACCUGGAGAAGGUGGUGGUGUCACGUGUGGCCCGGGUCUGCAAGAAUGACAUGGGCGGCUCUCCUCGCGUACUGGAGAAGCAGUGGACAUCAUUCCUGAAGGCGCGGCUCAACUGCUCUGUGCCAGGGGACUCUCACUUCUACUUCAACGUGCUGCAGGCUGUCACGGGCGUGGUCAGCCUGGGGGGCCGGCCCGUGGUCCUUGCUGUUUUCUCCACGCCCAGCAACAGCAUCCCCGGCUCGGCUGUCUGCGCCUUUGACAUGACACAGGUGGCUGCCGUGUUUGAGGGCCGCUUCCGUGAGCAGAAGUCCCCUGAGUCCAUCUGGACACCCGUGCCAGAGGAUCAGGUGCCACGGCCCCGGCCCGGGUGCUGUGCAGCUCCUGGCAUGCAGUACAAUGCCUCUAGCGCCUUCCCAGACGAGAUCCUCAACUUCGUCAAGACGCACCCUCUGAUGGAUGAGGCCGUGCCCUCCCUGGGCCACGCACCCUGGAUCGUUCGGACUCUGAUGCGGCACCAGCUGACACGAGUGGCUGUGGACGUGGGCGCCGGCCCCUGGGGCAACCAGACCGUUGUCUUCCUGGGGUCUGAGGCAGGCACCGUCCUCAAGUUCCUUGUCUGGCCCAACGCCAGUGCCUCGGGUACCACGGGACCCAGUGUCUUCCUGGAGGAAUUUGAGACCUACCGGCCUGACAGGUGUGGAUGGUCUGGAGAUGGCGAGACAGGGCAGCGGCUGCUGAGCCUGGAGCUGGAUGCGGCCUCAGGCGGCCUGCUGGCAGCCUUCCCCCGCUGUGUGGUCCGAGUGCCCGUGGCGCGCUGCCAGCAAUACUCAGGAUGCAUGAAGAACUGCAUUGGUAGUCAGGACCCCUACUGCGGGUGGGCCCCGGAUGGCUCCUGUGUCUUCCUGAGCCCUGGCACCAGAGCCACCUUUGAGCAGGACGUGUCUGGGACCAGCACUUCAGGUUUAGGGGACUGCACAGGACUCCUGCGCGCCAGCCUCUCGGAAGAGCGCGCUGGGCUGGUGUCAGUGAACCUGCUGGUGACGUCAUCGGUGGCGGCCUUCGUGGUGGGCGCCGUGGUGUCCGGCUUCAGCGUGGGCUGGUACGUGGGGCUCCGCGAGCGGCGCGAACUGGCCCGCCGCAAGGACAAGGAGGCCAUCCUGGCACACGGGGGUGGCGAGGCCGUGCUGAGCGUCAGCCGCCUGGGUGAGCGCCGGGCGGGCGGCCCCGGAGGCCGGGCCGGGGGCGGCGGCGGCGGGCCCGGGGGUCCCCCGGAGGCUCUGCUGGCGCCCUUGAUGCAGAACGGCUGGACCAAGGCCACGCUGCUGCAGGGCGGACCCCACGACCUGGACUCCGGGCUGCUGCCCACGCCCGAGCAGACGCCGCUGCCCCAGAAGCGCUUGCCCACCCCGCACCCGCACACCCUGGGCCCCCGCGCCUGGGAACACGGCCCCGCGCUGCUCACGGCCUCCGCCUCGUCCUCGCUCCUGCUGCUGGCCCCCGGCCGCGCUCCUGAGCCGCCCCCCGCGCCGGGCGAGCCGGCGGCCCCCGACGCCCGCCUCUUCACCGCGCGCCCGGGCCGCGCCUCCCACGGCGAUUUCCCGCUUACCCCCCACGCCAGCCCGGACCGCCGGCGGGUGGUGUCGGCGCCCACGGGCCCCUCGGACCCCAGCUCGUCCACCGACGGCUUCCCGCGGCCCUGGAGCCCGCCGCCCACAGGCAGUCUCCGGAGACCAGGCGCGCACGCCCCACCGGCCGCCGCGCUGCGCCGCACGCACACGAUCAACAGCGGCGAGGCCCGGCCCCGUGGCCGCCACGCCCGGCCGGUCACGGACUUGGCCCACCUGCUCUCCUACGGGGGCCCCGACAGGACUGCGCCCCCCGUGCUCUAGGCCGCGGCCCCACGCCUCGGCGGUGCCAGCCACGGGAACCAGGAGCGAGAGCCCGGGGCCAGCUCCCAAGUGGGUGCUCAGACCCCCAGCCCGGCCGCGCGGGGGGGGCUCCCCUCCGCCGCAGGGAAGCACAAGGAGCUCGGCCUCCCCCCCACCCCGACGCGCCCCCAGAGCCGCAGGACACUGAGGCGGUCUGCGGCGGGCAGACGGGGCGGGCGGAAUGUGCUAUGGAUUUGAGGUUGACCUUCUGCGCGUGGAUUUUGGUUUGUUUUCCAAUUUGCGUUUCUUUUGCAGUUUUCUAAACCAAUUGCACAACUCCGUUCUCGGGGUGGCGGCCGAGGGGCGGGGGGGUGGCGCUUGGAGGUGGUGGGAAUGGGGCGAGGAGCGCACCUGCAGACCCAAGCUCCUCCCCCAACCCAACCACCCAAAGGCGCCCUCCUCCACCCGGCCCCUGGCGUGUGUGGGUGUGUGUGUGUGUGUGCAUGCCGUGUCCGUGUGCAAGGGGCCAGGCAGGGGAGGGAGGCGUGCGUGUGUGCCUGCAGGCUGCUGCUGCGUGUGUGUGGCGAUGGCCACGCGCAGUGUGCGUGUCUGUGUGUGAGCGCGGAGGUCCCAGCGGCCUGGGCGUUGGCUGAGCCGACGCCGGGGCUUCCAGAGGGCCGGGGGCCUCCGUGGUGCCGGUUAGGAGUUCGAGGGGAGGUCCGGCAGGGGUUUUAGGCGGGGGCUCGGGAGGCCUGUCCAGAUGUCACAUUGGCAGCUGUCUAAGGGCUCGGGCGGUCUGGGGGACGGCUAAGGCGGGGGGGCCCCCCUGUAAAUACAGCCCCAGGGUGGUCAGAGGGUCCCAUGCCACCCGUCCUCUGUGACCUCCCCCUUGACCUCCAGCUGACCAUGCAUGCCAGCUGAGUGGCCAGCUGAGUCCUGGACCCUCUCUGGAGUUUGCCUCCCCCACCUGCCCCCCAUCAAUAAAACUGUUUACAACCACCGGC